Messenger RNA from Leptomonas pyrrhocoris, 3495 nucleotides. RefSeq lists its product as hypothetical. Gene Ontology annotation, molecular function: helicase activity. The transcript has a single exon. The coding region runs from base 1699 to 3495 and encodes 598 amino acids. NCBI's taxonomy places the organism in Eukaryota, Euglenozoa, Kinetoplastea, Trypanosomatida, Trypanosomatidae. The record is from RefSeq and is a predicted model, not a curated record.
GCUGUUUUCUCUUCCCUAUAUCGACGGCGACACCACGUCCGACCCCAUCGCCUCCACCUUUCCAAAAACGAGUCCUCUAAAGGUCCAAUAGACAUAACGGUAAGCUUUUUUUCCUAGUGUGGUGGGGCACCGUACUACAUUGGAAGUGUAUUCAUAUGCCAGCGGUGUAAACCGCAGCGUUGUACUGGUGCAUUCUCACGCAGGUGGUGUCCGCCGCAAUGAUUCCACAGUGGCUCGCAAUUCUUGCGAGUCUGUUUUCGAGUCCCGCUGACGGUCGGGAAACUGCGCCGGACAGAAACGCUGGUGCCGCACCCCGUGCCGUCCCAGAUGCAGAGAGGAGAGCCGCUGUGGCGGCAGCGUCUCCGGAGUCACAGCGUCUCAACUACACAGAAGCCAAAAACGAAGCGCCUUCACCGAAGCUCUUGCUGGUACCAAAGUCGCAUGCUACCGCGCGGGCGAACGGCAAAGCCGCUCUUCCGUCUCCGUCAUCCGCCACACAGCCGCCUGCCACCGCACAGCCGCACAGCAAAGCGCCUUCACCGAAGCUCUUGCUGGUACCAAAGUCGCAUGCUACCGCGCGGGCGAGCAACAAAGCGCCUCCACCAGUUCCGUCUUCGGAGCCCAAGCCGCCCGCUACCGCACGGAAGCAGAAGGUCUACUUUCGACCGGCUGACACAUUUCUGUCAAGCAUUGUCUGUGGCACGGAUUUGAUCUCUCUGCAUCAUCCGAGGAUCGAUGACUUCAUUGGCCCUCGCGGCACUCUCCCGCAGCUGCCGGCGAUCCCUGACAUCUUCGUGUCGAGCGCCGAUGUCGGAUCAGGCAGUCCAAAUAGGUGCGAUAACACCCAUAAGGACAAGAUGGACGACAUCGGCAUACACAGCACUGAACAUGUAUCAAAACUGGCCUAUGUAGGUUGCUUUGCACCUCACCUCGGCGUAGAGCUGCGUUGCGAAAUCACCAGAAGUUUUUUCGAACUGGUGGCUGCGAGCGGUGAGGGUGGCUUCUCGGUUGAAGAGGCAGUGCGCGAAUCGGUCCGCCAGCCAAAACGGCGGCGUAAGAAACCGGGCUGUGGGCCGCAGCUUAUGGAAGAGGCGUGGCGCGUGAACACACCUUUGAAUCCCGAGGUAUUACGUUUGUGUGUGCAGGCGAGGGUGGCGCAGCCCGUGCAACGAUGGGGGUUGCAAGGGUCUACUGCGCCGAACUCGCAAUACAUUUCCAUUGCUGCGCUGACUCGCCCCCGACCAGACUCAGAAGAAGGAAUAAAGGGAUGCGGUACCGUCGACCUCGUGGCCUCUCCCGUAUGAGGGGAGCCUCCUUGUGGACGCGGACGUCGAGCGGGCGACGUACGAGGGCAUCACAUCCGUGUUGUACAAGGGCGACAUCGUGGUGGUGCUUGUCCCGCUCAGUUCCUUUGCCAGCGAAUGGCGUCAGCACUGCGUCACGCACACACAGAAUCCUGCGUCUACUGACGAUUUUGAAGCGGAGGUGCAGGAGGUGGUGAGGAAGCUGCCCGCGGAGUGGCGGAAACUUGGGUGCGUGCCGCAGCUGGCGCUCGUCGAGGGCGUCUUCUUGAGAGAGAAUGUGGCAAAGUUAUCGCUGUAUCCGCCCAUUUUGCCACGCGGCUACCACGGCAUGUCUCUGCAGUCCUUCCCCCGCUCCGCCAUCGCACUGGAGGGGGAUACAUUCUACGUGAAGAAGAUGUCGCGGAUUAGGGGAGCGCAGAUGGAGCUGGAUGCGGUGAAGGGGAUCCACCAAACACGAUUUGCCGACACCUUAUUCGACCCGCGACGCUCGGCAGAGAGCAGCGCCGCCUAUGUGCGGAGUGUGCAACAUGCUUCGCCCAACGCCGUACCCGUUCUCUUUGGGAGUUACAUGAACCAGUGGCAGCUGAGCGCCGUGAGGGGUGUGCUGCUCGCUGCCCACCCUCCACUGGCCGCGAGGAUGGACGCGGUUCGUGUGCCGAGCAUAGUGUUGGUGGAGGGACCGCCUGGCACCGGCAAGACGCAGACCAUCGCCAUCUCUAUCCUCAACUCACUGCACAACAGCCGCUGUAGAGGAAUGGGUGUCGGAAAAGUACUGGUGUGCACCCCGUCCAACUUCGCCGUAGAUGAGGUACUGCUGCGUCUGCACAAGCUUCUGAGCGACACCGACAGCAACGACCUGAAUGAGUUGUCGCGAGCGACGAUUCAAGGGUGGGAGUUGCUUCGAAUUGGUCUGAGGCACAAGGUCGAUUGGGCGGUGCUACAACUCCGCCCAUGCGUCUUCCUCGAUGAUCGAGUGUGCGCAAAAAUGGAGAAAAUGGGAAUACCGCGCGAGAAGCAGUCACAGUACUGGCGGCUGCGGAAGAAAAUAGAACGUGAACUGGUGAGAGACGCCGCUGUCGUUUUCACGACGUUGGGUUCGCUGCACCGCGUAAAGAAGAUCAACCCGUGGGUCACCUUCGACGCCGUCAUUGUCGAUGAGGCCUCACAGUGCACGGAGCCGGCGGUGCUGCAGGCUCUGCGGGUGGCAGGUGAGCACAGCGCCGUUGUGUUGGUCGGCGACUCGAAGCAGCUGCAGCCCACCAUCCUCUCCAGGGAAGCGAGUCGGUGCGGCCUGCGCCGCAGUCUGCUGAUGCGCAUGCUGGCCUGCGGGCACAAGUCCUUCCUGCUGCGCACGCAGUACCGCAUGCACCCCGACAUCUGCGCCUUCCCAAAUGCGUACUUCUACGACUCGAAGCUGGAGACGCACAGCAGCGUACACCUGCGUGCUCGCGGCAGCGACAACGAAGCCCCCGGCUUGAUGAGCGACGACACGGCGUCCGCAGUGGCCCCAGCGCACGAUCCGGCCAACUUGACCAUCGCGCAGCGCCUCGGCCGGUGUCCGCGCUUCAUCGUGAGAGACAUCACGCAGGGUGAAAUGGAAGUGAACGAAUGCCGCUCUUUGUUUAACAUGAAAGAGGCGGUUGCCGUGGUGCAGUGCAUGCGACAGUUGCGCAUCUUUCUGCAUCUCUCUGAGAGAGACAUGGCGCCGCAGCUCGGCAUCAUCACCUUCUACAAUGCACAGAAGGACCUUAUUCUUUCCUUGCUGACGCCUGAGGAGCGGCAGAGUGGGCUGCAGGUUGCGUCGGUGGACAGCUUUCAGGGAAAGGAGAAGCGCAUCAUUCUGCUGAGCUGCGUGCGGACCGUGACGAACUCCGGCGCUGCUCUUGGGUUCCUCACACACUGGAAUCGGCUGAACGUUGCGCUGACGCGCGCGCAGGACUUGUGCGUGUGCUUCUGCCAGUGCAGCUGGAUCAAGCGUUUGCGCAGCGGCACGGACACCGCAAGCGUCGCUGCUGCGGCAUGUGAGACGUACACGCUGACCACAAUCGACAGCACGAAGGAAGAGGUGGUGCGACAGCUGGAUGCACAUGAUCUGGAUUCUGGAGCGCUGUGCUCGAUGCUCGCACACGCGGAGGAGCAUGACGUUGUGCGAGUGCGUCCAGUGCGGUGGUCGCCAAGUCAUCUGCCUUGA